Messenger RNA from Helianthus annuus (common sunflower), 1397 nucleotides. Its product is annotated as ethylene-responsive transcription factor WRI1. The coding region runs from base 68 to 1243 and encodes 391 amino acids. The transcript is spliced from 7 exons. NCBI's taxonomy places the organism in Eukaryota, Viridiplantae, Streptophyta, Magnoliopsida, Asterales, Asteraceae. Gene Ontology annotation, molecular function: DNA binding; DNA-binding transcription factor activity. Gene Ontology annotation, biological process: regulation of DNA-templated transcription. The record is from RefSeq and is a predicted model, not a curated record.
UUCCUCCAAACCCCCCCUUCUCUCUCUCUCUAAAAACACAAAAACCCACACAAUCUAGAGAGAGAAAAUGAAAAGAAGAAGGUUGUCACCAACUUCAUCCUCUUCAUGCUCCUCUUCAUCUUCAUGCAUUAAUGAUCACCAGAUUCCUAAAUCCAAAAGACCCUGCAGCAGACCCCACAACAAAAACACCACUCAAAUUUCAAAUCAAAAUCAAAAUGCUGAAACUACACGCAGGAGCUCUAUUUACAGGGGUGUCACAAGGCAUAGAUGGACUGGAAGAUUUGAAGCACAUCUGUGGGACAAGGGUACAUGGAACAGCAUCCAAAACAAGAAAGGAAAACAAAUUUAUUUGGGGGCGUAUGAUAGCGAAGAGGCUGCUGCUCGCACGUAUGAUCUUGCUGCCCUUAAAUACUGGGGACCCGACACAACACUUAAUUUUGAGAUAGAUACAUAUAAAAAGGAUAUCGAAGAAAUGGAAAAGCUGUCCAAGGAUGAAUAUUUAGCCUCGUUAAGGCGAAGGAGCAGUGGAUUUUCGAGAGGUGUUUCAAAGUACAGAGGAGUAGCAAGGCACCAUCAUAACGGAAGAUGGGAAGCACGAAUUGGCCGAGUUCUUGGAAACAAAUACCUAUACUUGGGAACUUACGGCACUCAAGAAGAAGCGGCUGCAGCAUACGACUUAGCAGCCAUCGAAUAUCGAGGCGCGAAAGCAGUGACCAAUUUUGAUAUCAGCAUCUACGCCGAUCGAUUGAAAAACUUGCCACAAACCCAAACUACACCCGAGUCAACCGAAGUUGUAGCUUCACCAAAACACGAGCAAAAUGAAGAGGUUCUUCACGACAUAAACUCUCAACAACAACAAGAACAGCAGCAGCAGCAACCACAACAACAACAACAACAACAAGAGGUCGCGUUAGGAGAAAAAGAAGAGCUCAUGCCCGGGAUUCAUAACCUUGAUUUCCCGCAAACAGUUGAGGAAGAACACCCAUGGAGCUUGUGUUUGGAUUCAAGUUAUAAUCUCCUUCCAGUUCCACACUUUUCGUUUGAUAAAUCAGGCGAUCAGCUACUUGACUUAUUUGACGAUACGGGCUUUGAGGAUAAUAUUGACUUCAUGUUUGAAGGGCUGAUCUCUUGUGAAAACGAAGUGGAGAAGGUACACGCGUGUAUUAAUUCUCCUUCGUCUUCAUCGUCAUUGUCAUCGUCCUCUAGAACGAACUCGCUUUCUUGUCCGGUUUCACAUUAUUGAGUAGGCGGCUCGGUCCUUUGAUUAGAAAUCGUUUUGAGUUUUUGUUUCGGUUUUUCUUUACGUCUGUUGUGCGUUUUCUCUAGUGGAAUAUCAUUUAAUAGUUUGGGCUUUUGUUGUUAAUUUUAUUUCAUAAGUAUGAUGUUGUGGGCUCUAA